Molecule: messenger RNA, 672 nt
Organism: Trametes versicolor FP-101664 SS1
Lineage: Eukaryota; Fungi; Basidiomycota; Agaricomycetes; Polyporales; Polyporaceae
Exons: 5
Coding region: 1-672 (223 amino acids)
Source: RefSeq, a predicted model, not a curated record
AUGGUCGAGCCCGACGGCCCUGUCACUAUCUACAUCAGAUACAGCCGCUCGCCUUCUCCAUGGGAUGACGAGGAGUGGAAGCUCAUGGGGCCGAAUUCGUUGAUCCUUCGACACCGGCAUUGGGCGCAGUGGCAGAAACACCAACAACAGCUUGAGCAAAGGCAGCCGAGUGACCAGCCCCCAGCUGCGCAAGAUACCCGUGGUAUCUCAGCGCACCCUGCAUGGAACAGAGACAAAGACCUUCCACCUCUUCCUUCUGAAGCCUACGACAGCAAUCCUGGGAGUGCGAGUCAUGUCGAUGGCCUACUGGAAGCCUCCACCGUCGAACCUAUCGACCCGCCGGUCCACAACGUAGAGUCUUCGUGCAUUCGCAGUGCUUCAACGCCGCCCAUUGCCGCCUCAAUCGUGGUGCCGCCAGUUCUUGCUACGUCAAGCGAUGCGCCGACGCCAGGCCCCUCUCAGCCUGCACGGCAAGCGCAGCACGGCAACGUAUAUUUAAGCUCUAUUGUGCCUUCCAGUCGCCAGGAGCGAAGCAUCCGCAGCCGAGGCGAGAAGACCAGCUGGUUCGCAUCCUCGGGCAGCGAGCGGCUACAGGCUCCUCCACCAAUUCCCCAGGCGUGCGUUUGCGACCUUGGUCCUCAGUCGAGCUGGGCGCUCGGCAUCCCUACCUAA